This is a messenger RNA of Sycon ciliatum, 2403 nucleotides long. RefSeq lists its product as uncharacterized. Lineage: Eukaryota; Metazoa; Porifera; Calcarea; Leucosolenida; Sycettidae. The record is from RefSeq and is a predicted model, not a curated record. Gene Ontology annotation, biological process: nucleus-vacuole junction assembly. The transcript is spliced from 14 exons. The coding region runs from base 151 to 1830 and encodes 559 amino acids. Gene Ontology annotation, molecular function: protein-membrane adaptor activity; protein binding.
UCAUGUAACACGUUCACAGUACAGAAUCACUGCACUUCAUAAAUAAUCACCGAAGGGAACGAACGGUAGGUCGCCAGCUGUUUCGCUUAUCUCAGCAAGUAGUGUGGUAAAGAGAAUUUCCUAGUUGAAUGGUUGUCGACUAACAUUAGAAUGCCCCGCUUGGGACGAUUGUUGUGCUGCGGCUGGAGAAAAAAAAGCCAAAAGGACGAUGGAAUAUACCAUCCUCUCCUUCCGGACGACGAGAGACAAGCCAUCAAUGACCUGCUUCAGUUCUUCAGAACUUCUGUGGAUAUUGGACAGCCGACCGAGGAACAGAUGAGAUCGUUGCUGUAUGUUUCCUAUUCAGAGCGCGUUGAUCUCCAGAGAACAGCGGCAUUAUGCUUUGCGGAAAUCAGCGACAGAAUGCGUGCCGAGGCGAAGAUGGAGAUGGUGGAAGCUCUUGUUUCUCUCCUUCAAGUCCAUGAUGUGGAGGUGCAACAGGCCAGCUCUCUGGCCCUUAGCAAUUUAGCUUUGAAAGGACCGGCCUGUAACAAGCGCACAAUCAUGCAAGCAGGAGCCUUGAGGCCGCUGAUCUCUCUCCUGAACUCCAGUAAUGAAGAUGUCCAGUGCAACGCUUGUGGAUGUAUAACAACGUUAGCAACUACAGAGGUGAACAAGCGCAAUGUCGUAGAACACGGAGCACUGAGGCCGCUCCUGCAGCUGGCACGCUCCCAAGACCCAAGAGUGCAGCGUAAUGCAGCCGGUGCAAUACUCAACAUCACUCAUAUAGACACGAAUAGGGAUGAGAUGGUGCGUAGUAAUGCUCUACCCGUUCUUCUCGACCUACUCAAGUCUCCUGAUCGUGAUGUCCAGUAUUACACUGCCGCUGCACUCAGCAACAUUGCAGUCAACGAACAUCACCGGGCAGCGAUAGUGGCAAUCAACAAUGGUUCUGUUCUGCCUGAUCUUCUACAGUUGCUUACAAACAGCAGCAACAAGGUGAAGUCACAAGCAUGUUUAGCACUGCGAAAUUUAGCAUCAGAUGAUUCUAACCAGGAGCAGAUUGUUCAGCUGGGUGGAUUGAAUCAUCUCUUGCCAUUGCUACACAGCCAAGACCAGGAGACGUGUACGGCGGCAGUAGCAGCAGUUAGAAAUAUUUCCAUUCAUGAUGGCAACGCGAUCCACAUUGUCAAAGGUAACUUCCUGCCUGAACUAGCAACAUUGCUGACCAGAGAGAGGUGGCCAGAGGCGCAGUGCCAUGCAGCUGGUACUUUACGGAACCUUGCCGCCGAGAAGCAGACUGCGGCCCUGCUUCAGUCAGGUGUUGUUGAUACAGCUAUGGAUCUGUUGGACAAUUCUCGCUGCCCUGAUGCAGUCCUAGCGGAAGCUACAGCGGCAUUAGCUAUUCUAUGUGCAUCCGAGGAUGCUCUCACUGACAUCAUGGCAAGACGUGGCAAGCCACUCUGCCGAGCUCUACUAGUGCGAGCAAAGGAUAGCCAAGAUGCUGAGGUGCGCUACAACUGCAUUGGGGCAAUUGGCCACAUUGCCAUGGAUGUGUCGACUCACCAAGUUUUGCUUAGCUGCCAGCCAUCUCUUCUACAAUUACUGAACGGUCUAAUGCUUCAGUCAGAGCCGGCUUUUGUUCAUCUCUCGCUUUGGGUACUGCAGCAGCUUUGCAAAGGAGGUGCUGAUACAAUGCAAGCUGUACGCAUAUCGGUGGUCUAUCAGCAACUGCAGAAGGUGGCUCACGGGUCUGAACACCGGAAGGAAAUUGUGGAUCUGGCAACUUCAAUCAUCAAUUCUCUAUCGGUCGAGUCCCAGAAGUCACCAUCACCAACUUCCCCAGCCUAGAUCCGAUGGCAGACAAACGGAUAUAAGAAGGAAGAAGAAAUGAUCAGGAUAUACACACUACACACGUGUAUUUACAUGUAUGCACACCCACACCCACCCACACACACACACACACACACACACACACACACACACACACACACACACACACACACACACACACACACACACACACACACGUGUACAAAUCGAAGCUUAUCAGACUAUACUUGCAAAUGCUCAACUGCCUAAGACUUCCCAUCAUUCUGCCUUCCAGACCCACAGCUCUUUCUGUACACUAUGAGUCUCAAUCAAUACCUAUGGUAUUUGCAGAUUAUUUACGUUUCAAUUUUUGUCAAGUACUUUUUCUAGAUAAUAAUAUGUUUAUAAAUCCUUUCAUUGAUUUAAAAACUCAUUUAUGAUAACUGCCAAGUUUUGAUAUUUUCUCAACCAUACACUUCAUGAAGUGUCCGCUUUUUUCUAUUCCUUUUUGAUUGUGUUACCUAUUCACCUACCAAGUGAUGGAAGGCGCAUCAUGGAUGAGUAUGUCCACCGAUUCGGCCACUAUUGAGUAUUUUUGGCGUUAUUACGGAA